CAAUGGCAGCCGCCUCGAGCACGAUCUUCCUUCGCCCUUUGCGGCGGCUUUUCGAACGUGCUCUGGAUUCGGGGACGUAUGCCUGCUAUUACCGGAGUGUUUCCCUCGGUGUUCCGAGUUGGACCGCGCUGUUGCCCGCGGCGGCGGCGGCCGGAAGCGCGGCGAGCCGCUGGAAGCUGUUCGGCGCCGUGUGUCUGCAGAGGUUACCUGUGCUGUCCCAGAAACCGACCCCCCUCGAGGAGCGGUUCGGGGAGCUCGUGCACCAGCUCGACCUGGAGAACAGCCUGUACUCUGAUCAUGAGCUCAGGCUGCAGGAGGAGGCCGAACGUAUGAGCCGCAAGAAGGAUGACUACGACUCGGACGAAGAGGAUUCUGCCCAUCAGGACAUUAUCACAGCUGAAGACCUGGAGGACUCCUGGGAACAGAGGCUGAAGAAGGUCCGGACUUCCUUAGUGUUUCAAGAGAUGGAUGAGAAGAACUUGAGCUGUGUGGAUCGCUGCCUGUCGGACAACCUCAUGCUGCUGGCUAAGCAGCGCGUGGGUGAGGAGGACCUGUGGCUUCUGCCUCAGCAGCCGUGGGAGGCUGGGGAAACCCUUCGUCAGACAGCAGAACGGGCUCUCGCCUCCCUGCCAGGUGCUGACUUUAAGGCAACAUUCCUGGGUAAUGUUCCAUGUGGAGUUUAUAAGUAUAAAUUUCCCAAGGACAUCCGAACAGAGAGCUGUGUCGGUGCCAAGGUAUUUUUCUUCAAAGCGCUGCUGUCAAAGGACCACCAUUCAAAAACUCAGGAGGGGGCCUUCAUGUGGCUAAGAAAGGAGGAACUCUCGGAUUACCUUAGGCCUGCCUACCUGAAACAGGUGAACCGUUUUGUUUUUGACAUAUAAUGGAAUGGAAUUUUUCCCAAGACCUCAAAGAUACAAGAAUGGACAUCUGGUGCCCUACUUUUCAUUCUAACAAUACAGUUGUAAAAAU
Messenger RNA from Scleropages formosus (Asian bonytongue), 969 nucleotides. It is a transcript of the gene mrpl46, whose product is annotated as mitochondrial ribosomal protein L46. NCBI's taxonomy places the organism in Eukaryota, Metazoa, Chordata, Actinopteri, Osteoglossiformes, Osteoglossidae. Gene Ontology annotation, cellular component: mitochondrial large ribosomal subunit. Bases 3 to 881 code for a protein of 292 amino acids. Gene Ontology annotation, molecular function: structural constituent of ribosome. The transcript is spliced from 4 exons. The record is from RefSeq and is a predicted model, not a curated record.